CCCAAAGUGAACCCCAGCAACGGCAAAUCCUCCGCCCAAAUCUCAGCUACCCGCGCCCAACCAUGUCCGCACUCAGAUCAAUGCCCCUCUGGAUAGGGGUCGCCAUAGCCAGCGGGGCCUGCGCGGCCUUCAACGGCGUCUUCGCCAAGCUGACGACGACCGAGCUCACGACGUCCUGGGCCAGCGCCGUAGGCGGCGUGCUGGGUCUCAGUCCGGGGAACCACAUCUUCGAGUACCUAUUCCGGGGUUUCUUCUUCGGGCUGAACCUGCUCUUCAACGCGGUAAUGUGGGCGCUGUUCACGCGCGCCCUCACGCUGGCCUCGUCCACCGUACGCGUCAGCGUCAUCAACACUUCCGCCAACUUUAUGCUGACGGCCGUGCUGGGCGCCCUCAUCUUUGGCGAGGCGCUGCCGCCGCUGUGGUGGCUCGGCGCGUCGCUGCUCGUUGCUGGGAGCGUCAUCAUUGGCCGCCGCGAGGAGGGCAAGGAGGUUGGCGACGCGGGGACUGCGGGCGCCGAGCCUGCCGUUCUUGCUGAGGAGAGGGAGCGCUUCUUGGAUGAUGUGGGGGAGGGAGACGGGAGGAGGAGCAGCAAUGAGGGCGCGGAAGAGGACGAUGCGGUCGAGCUGGCGACGGUACUGGAGAGCGAUGAAGAGGGCGAUGGGCGCCGCAGCUCUCGCACUUCCUAGGUAGGUAGAUUAGGUAGGUACCUAGCCACCGCCGCCAUAGGCCCCAUUGCACUAUACUACAAACUCCCUGCCCCG
This is a messenger RNA of Aplosporella prunicola CBS 121167, 761 nucleotides long. RefSeq lists its product as uncharacterized. Bases 63 to 686 code for a protein of 207 amino acids. Lineage: Eukaryota; Fungi; Ascomycota; Dothideomycetes; Botryosphaeriales; Aplosporellaceae. The transcript is spliced from 3 exons. The record is from RefSeq and is a predicted model, not a curated record.